AUGACGAAACUUAUUUUGUGCUGUGUAUGUGCUCAUCAAAUAGUAUAUAAGGUGCUGGGAUGGACCUCUGGGCAGUCACGGACCAUCACGAUGCAGCACCUCGCUCUCUUCUUGGUGUGCCUGCUGGGUUCUGCCCUGGCACUGCCCUCCCAGACCUUUCUGGGAAGGAAGGCUUCAGGCCGCAUCAUUGGGGGAAUAAACGCGGACAUUGCCGACUACCCGUGGCAGGUGUCCUUCCAGAAGUUGGGUUCGCACAACUGUGGAGCGUCCAUCAUCAGCUCCAACUGGGUCCUGACGGCGGCCCACUGCGUGGACGGCCUCAGCCUCUCAUGGAUGAGUUUCCGGGUCGGCAGCUCAAUCCGCGAGAGCGGAGGCUCCGUCCUGCAGGCGUCUUCUGGCUUUAUGCACGGCAAAUAUGACAGCGACACAGCUGACUAUGAUAUUGCCGUUGUUCAGGUAUCCGGUUCGCUGCUCGGCAGCAACGCUCAGGCGGUGGGCCUGCCCUCUGACGACUACGACCCGGCAGGUGGUCUGGCGGUGACGGUGACCGGCUGGGGAUACACCAGCACUGGAGGACCUGUAGCCGACAUCCUUCAGAAGGUCGACAUCAGCAUCGUGGACCGCAACAGGUGCAGAAGCAUCUUCGCCGAAAUUAACACUGUGACCGACCGCAUGGUGUGCGCUGGUCAGGCCGGCCAGAGCGUCUGCAACGGCGACUCUGGCGGCCCCCUGGUCAGCGGAAACAUGCAAGUGGGCAUCGUCUCCUGGGGGGCGAGGAUCUGCGAGGCUAGGCCGGCAGUCUACUCCAAUGUCGGCAACCUGCGCUCCUGGAUUCGCUCUGCAGCUGGUGUCUGAUUUCAGCAGGCCCUCAGCUGACCUGCCUUUCUGGCUCCAU
Schistocerca nitens (vagrant locust) is the source of this 895-nucleotide messenger RNA. RefSeq names its product trypsin alpha-4-like. Gene Ontology annotation, biological process: proteolysis. Gene Ontology annotation, molecular function: serine-type endopeptidase activity. The record is from RefSeq and is a predicted model, not a curated record. The transcript is spliced from 2 exons. NCBI's taxonomy places the organism in Eukaryota, Metazoa, Arthropoda, Insecta, Orthoptera, Acrididae. The coding region runs from base 1 to 855 and encodes 284 amino acids.